Messenger RNA from Eptesicus fuscus (big brown bat), 1028 nucleotides. It is a transcript of the gene CHLSN, whose product is annotated as chromosome 6 C7orf50 homolog. The transcript is spliced from 5 exons. The record is from RefSeq and is a predicted model, not a curated record. Bases 192 to 770 code for a protein of 192 amino acids. Lineage: Eukaryota; Metazoa; Chordata; Mammalia; Chiroptera; Vespertilionidae.
CGGGCGGCCGCCGCGUGGGGGCGUGGGCCGGGAGGGAGGGCCUGCGGGGGCGGCGGGAGAGCCAGGCGCUGAGCCCGGCGGCCUCGGGGCGGCCCUGCGGACCGCGGAGACCUCGCGCGGCGGUGGCUGGCGGAGCACCCGGGGGCAGCACGCGUGCGGGGACUUGCCCUCAGCGGCGUGGCUGAGCGAAGAUGGCAGCGCAGAAGAGGAAAGCGCCCGGCGCGCCAGAGAAAAAGGACAGGAAGUUGAAGAAGGCGCCAGCAGCAGAGAAACCGCCGGCACCGGCAGCCCCACGGGGCUCCACGGAAGCCCGUCCUGAGGAGGGCGCAAGCUCAGCCACGGAGCUGUCCCCGGAGGAGAAGAGGGUCCUGGAGAGGAAGCUGAAGAAGGAGCGGAAGAAAGAGGAGAGAAAGCGGCUGCGGGAAGCGGCGGCCACGGCCCUGGCCCCGCCUCUGCCAGCCAAGCCCUCGGGUGCCCAGCUGGCCCUGGACUACCUCUGUGGCUGGGCCCAGAAGCACCAGGGCUGGCGGUUUCAGAAGACGCGGCAGACCUGGCUCCUGCUGCACAUGUACGACUGCGACCAGGUCCCCGACCAGCACUUCCCCACCCUGCUGGCCUACUUGGAGGGCCUGAGGGGCCAGGCAAGGGAGCUGACCGUGCAGAAGGCUGAGGCCCUGAUGCGGCAGCUGGACGAGGCGGGAGCCGGCCCGGGCCACCCCCUGCUGGAGAGGAGCCGGCGCGCCCGGCAGGUGCUGCAGCUGCUCUCCUAGGGCCGCAGGCCCCCGCCAGGUGCCAGCCCAGCUGCCCUCGGGCCCGGAAGCUGCCUGUUUUUCUACCAGGGCCCAAGACUGGCAGAGCUCCCUGCCCGCCCGCUGCAGGCCGUCUGGGUUGGGCCAGCGUGGGGCCUGGGGCCGUCUCGUGCAGGCCUCGUGUUUCCUGCCCCCGCCUGGCCGCGUGGAGCCUCACUGCCCGGCUCCAGGGGAACUGGCUGCACUUCCAAUAAAGCGGCCACGCCGGCCACGGCUCUC